Molecule: messenger RNA, 944 nt
Organism: Gamsiella multidivaricata
Lineage: Eukaryota; Fungi; Mortierellomycota; Mortierellomycetes; Mortierellales; Mortierellaceae
Product: DNA-directed RNA polymerase III, subunit Rpc31
Exons: 5
Coding region: 139-774 (211 amino acids)
Biological process (GO): transcription by RNA polymerase III
Cellular component (GO): RNA polymerase III complex
Source: RefSeq, a predicted model, not a curated record
CUUGCAUCGCCCUUCAUUCACCUUUUCUUUUUCUUUAGUCCGAUUCCUUGCUCAACUUUGUCCUAUUACCGUUGCUGUCCUUGUUGGCAUUCUACCGCUGAUUCCAUUCCAAAUCUUCCCAUAAUACUCUAAUAUACUAUGUCUCGCGGAGGUGGACGCGGAGGAGGACGCGGCGGUGGAAGAGGCCGAGGAGGACCUGGUAUACCCAUGUUUGGGCCCGAUGUCAUCACGGCAACAUUCAAGAACCCCGGUGAGACCUACCCUGAUAUCAUAGUGCCUGUUGCAAGGCACCCUACAGAUGAUGAAGGAGAAAUGUAUAUUGCUAUGAAGAGGCUGAAGGACGCAUUAUAUUCAAGUCCAUAUUACCUCACGGAACCUAAGAAGCCCGGCGCAAUUGUAAGAUAUACGGAUCGGUAUCACCAGGACAAGGCUGCAACAAGACCAAAGCUCGACACUAUCAAAUCAAGCAAAGCGUUCUUUCCUGAUGAGCUCCACUCGAUCCUGGAUCCUAAGGCCGUCAGGAAACGCAAGGCAGUCAAGAGGAAUAUUGAUAUUAGCAAACUGGGCGAGAAUGCGGAUGAGGACGAGGACGAGAACGAGAUCGAUCCUGAGACAGGAUUGCUAAAGAAGAGUGCUGAAGGCGAUGAGGAGCUCGAGGAGGAAGACCUUGAGGAUGAAGACGAAGGGGAAGGCAAUGACUAUGGCGAAUCUUACUUUGAUAACGGAGAAAACGAUAUUGAUCUGGAUGGGGAUGAGGAUGCGAACGAGUACUAAUGGUCUCCGCCAUUUUGUAACGAGUCUACAAAUAAAAAACUCCGCGCGACGCAUUAUAUUUUGGUUUGCGACCAAAUUGUACCUUGAUCUGGUGUGAACACAUCCAUUGCCCUGAGUGUAUGGUGUUGCGUUUCAGUACUACAGGGCGAUGGAGCGUUACAUGACAGCUG